AUGUCCACUGGCAACACUCUCCGUUUCAAUACCAUCGACGGAAUUAUCGCCUCCGUUCCCAUGGCGCAAGGCAAUUACUUACGUGCAGAAGCGAGGAUCAUUGUAGACAUGCUCAAGGACGACAUGACCGCAGAGGAGAGUCAAAGCUGCGCUGCAUGGAAUCAACACGUCGAAAACAGCAAGGCGGGUGGAUCAGCAUGCUACCUGGACGCCGCAGAAAGAUUCUGGAAGUUUGCCGUACAAACCUACCACGGCAUCGCCAACCGUCGUAGCGCUGACGCUGUCAGACCACUGCGUCCCGCAGAGCCUCCUGUCGCACCGCCCCCUCAGUCUGCUCCUGCUCCUGUCCCACUACCGUCGGCAAUGCCGCAACAGCGGCAACAACCAUUUCCCGCCGUGUCUACGCCUGACCCACAUGGACAGACAGCCACUGGCAAUCCCCCACCAUGGUACCGUCCGAGACACACGGCGGUCGCGUACGUUCCGGUCUAG
This is a messenger RNA of Fomitopsis serialis, 492 nucleotides long. RefSeq lists its product as uncharacterized. Bases 1 to 492 code for a protein of 163 amino acids. The record is from RefSeq and is a predicted model, not a curated record. The transcript is spliced from 3 exons. Lineage: Eukaryota; Fungi; Basidiomycota; Agaricomycetes; Polyporales; Fomitopsidaceae.